This is a messenger RNA of Rhinopithecus roxellana (golden snub-nosed monkey), 1257 nucleotides long. RefSeq names its product delta(3,5)-Delta(2,4)-dienoyl-CoA isomerase, mitochondrial. Gene Ontology annotation, molecular function: delta(3,5)-delta(2,4)-dienoyl-CoA isomerase activity. The record is from RefSeq and is a predicted model, not a curated record. Gene Ontology annotation, cellular component: mitochondrion. The transcript has 10 exons. Lineage: Eukaryota; Metazoa; Chordata; Mammalia; Primates; Cercopithecidae. Bases 103 to 1065 code for a protein of 320 amino acids.
GCAGCAUCGGUGCCCUCGCUCAACAUGGCGGCCGUUUGUGCCCGCCCCCUCCGCUAAUUGACGGGUUACUCGGUCCCAACACAGUAGACGAAGGCGGCGGCGAUGGCGGCGGCGAUAGUGGCUUCUCGCAGACUCCGCGACCUACUGAGCUGGCGAUUGACAGCCUCCAACUACUCGGGACCCAGUAUUAGCCUUCGCCUCACUGGCUCCUCUGCACAAGAGGAAGCCCCAGACCACAGCUAUGAGUCCCUUCGUGUGACGUCUGCGCAGAAACAUGUUCUGCAUGUCCAGCUCAACCGGCCCAACAAGAGGAAUGCCAUGAACAAGGCCUUCUGGAGAGAGAUGGUAGAGUGCUUCAGCAAGAUUUCGAGAGACGCUGACUGUCGGGCGGUGGUGAUCUCUGGUGCAGGAAAAAUGUUCACUGCAGGUAUUGACCUGAUGGACCUGGCUUCAGACAUCCUGCAGCCCAAAGGAGAUGAUGUGGCCCGGAUCAGCUGGUACCUCCGUGACAUCAUCACUCGAUAUCAGGAGACCUUCAGCGUCAUCGAGAAGUGCCCCAAGCCUGUGAUUGCUGCCGUCCACGGGGGCUGCAUUGGCGGAGGUGUGGACCUCAUCACCGCCUGUGACAUCCGGUACUGUGCCCAGGACGCUUUCUUCCAGGUGAAGGAGGUGGACGUGGGUUUGGCUGCCGAUGUAGGGACACUGCAGCGCCUGCCCAAGGUCAUCGGGAACCAGAGCCUGGUCAACGAGCUGGCCUUCACCGCCCGCAAGAUGAUGGCUGACGAGGCCCUGGGCUGCGGCCUGGUGAGCCGGGUGUUCCCAGACAAGGAGGUCAUGCUUGAUGCUGCCUUAGCGCUGGCGGCCGAGAUUUCCAGCAAGAGCCCCGUGGCGGUGCAGAGCACCAAGGUCAACCUGCUCUACUCCCGUGACCAUUCGGUGGCCGAGAGCCUCAACUAUGUGGCGUCCUGGAACAUGAGCAUGCUGCAGACCCAGGACAUCACCAAGUCGGUCCAAGCCAUGACUGAGAACAAGGAACUGAAAAGUGUCACCUUCUCCAAGCUCUGAGAGCCCUCGCAUCCCGGUCCCCAACCAGGGGCCUGGCCUUGUCCCACCUCAUCUGCAGAAAGGGAGGAUGGGCGAUGACCUUCGUCUGUGUGCCUUCUCACCCAGUCUCCCAGUUUAUAACUAUAUGACAAUGACUUCCUCAAGCCCAAGGCCUUAUCUUCAUCCCACGAACAAUAAAGCAAAGUAAAGAAA